Messenger RNA from Prorocentrum cordatum, 664 nucleotides. The record is from the annotation of a GenBank genome assembly. NCBI's taxonomy places the organism in Eukaryota, Dinophyceae, Prorocentrales, Prorocentraceae.
UUCCUGCUGCGCCAAAGCGGCGGAUUCCUGACGGUGGAGUUCCAGAAGCCUGCAGCCUUUGUGAUAACUUCCACGUCGUGCUCCGGGGUACGGUGGGGGAUUCUUCCUGAUCAGGAUGCCAUGAGCCCGUAUAUUAUAUUCUUCAUGCUGAUAAUCAUUCCGCCUCCUCCUCUCUCAUUCACCUCCCUCUCCUCUUCCUCUCGUCCUCCUGCCUUCCCUUCCCAAUUCUGCCUCCCACCUGUGCCUCCUGGUCCUGGUCUCUACGCGAUGCUGAGCCUGCGGCGCGUGGCAGGGCGAUCGCGCGUCCAGCCACAAGAGCGCAGCGCAGUGUGGGUGUCAUAAAGCAGGGCCCUGGUACUGUCGCUCCCUUCGGGGAGACUGGUUCUUGGCGAAGAUUGCUUGCUAUAUGGUUUUGGCGACCACGCUGCGCCCUUUUGCAAUCAAGCUGCCCACUCUCCCUUCUAGUCCUCGUUCUCCUUCCUCGUCCUGGCUCUGUCUUACGAUUUUAAUGACAAUGCGAUUUGAUUUGCAGUGUCAGCGGAUGUGUGAAUGUGCGAGGCUAGUCGGAUGUUGCUUCGUGACACAAGCGUUUUGAUGGCCCUGGGCCGAAACUGGCGAGGAGCCUCGUCUGCAUUUGUUCUAAUCAUGUCGAAAUUAGGGUUCG